This is a messenger RNA of Macadamia integrifolia, 4799 nucleotides long. RefSeq names its product histidine kinase 2. Gene Ontology annotation, molecular function: phosphorelay sensor kinase activity. The record is from RefSeq and is a predicted model, not a curated record. Lineage: Eukaryota; Viridiplantae; Streptophyta; Magnoliopsida; Proteales; Proteaceae. Gene Ontology annotation, biological process: phosphorelay signal transduction system; phosphorylation. Bases 761 to 4171 code for a protein of 1136 amino acids. The transcript is spliced from 13 exons.
UUGUUUGCUUUUCCCUAACCUUCCCCCACCACAUGAUGAGAUAAUAAUGUAGCCAACCUCCGUGACAAACACUCCCCCCCAAGCCCAUAACAAACAAACCCACAUAGAGAGAGAGAGAGAGAGAGAGAGAGAGAGAGCAAAGAGCAAAGCCAUCUCCUUUUAUAUUAACCCGAUCAUUGAUUCCAGUUGGGUUUGCUGGAAAACCAAUUGGGUUUCAACAAAUUUCUGCUUUUUCUAUAAAAAGGGUGAUAUUGAUGUGUUUUCCGGCUCUGCAUAGAAGGAGAGGAGAAGAAAGAAUCAAGAACGGACAAAUGCAGUAAGAGAAUCGAUUUUUCUCUUCCUCUAUUGGAUUACCAACUCUUACCAAGGCUGCUCAAACUACCAACUAUGUUCCAUCCCCCAUUUUUGUUUCUCUGUCAGGAUUCCUCUUGAGUGUGCUUUGUCAAUGGCAGGAGGUGUAGUUUUUUUGUGAAUUUUCUUUUUAAUGAGAGAGAGAGAGAGAGAGAGAGAGAGAGAGACUGAGGAGUUUACAAGAAAUCUCAAGGGAAGCUUGAAAUGCUUUGUACUCUCGUAUCUGAUCAAAGAUUUUCGUCUGGGCUGGCUGAAUGAUCCAGUUGAUUUAUGAAAUCUUUUGCUUCUUGUUCAGAUUUUCUUCUGGGUUUCUAAAACGAUAGGUUUCGAUGAGCCUUUUGCCAAUUUCUGGGGUUGUACUCAAACUUCCAAGGGUUUUCGUGAAAAUAUGUCGGUGGGUUUCCACUAGAUGGCUUUGAAUUGCAAGCUUUCUGGAUUUAAAGUCAGAUUGCCAUCAGACAAUGCAAAACCGAAGAAGGUGAGAGGCUUUACUGGUGGUUGGAAGUGGUGGAUGAAGCUGCUUCUAUUUUUCUUAGUUUUGGGUAUUAUUAUCGUGUCUUUAUGGGUUUUGUCUGAAAAGAGAGAUGAUGCCGGCUCAAGGAAAGAGGAAAUUUCAAGCUUGUGGGAAGAACAAGCUCGAAUAUUGAAAGAGAAAUUCAAUGUCAGCAAGAAUCAGCUUCAAGCUUUGGCUUCUUUAUUCUCCAAGUCUGAUCAGGACAUCUUGCAAAUGAAGGUGCAUCACUGGAAGUGUGAAGAAAAUUGCAGCAGACUGAUUAUCUGUUUGAUCAAGAUAUGUUGGUGGGUUAUGGUUGGAAUAAUUGCAGGUUGUAGGAUCUCUGAUUUUUGUGGAAGAUUCUGGAGUCCAAUGCAGAAGGAGGUUCAGCUGCAGCCACAGGUUAACCUGUAUCAGUGGCAGAAGCAGCAACCACACUCCCAGGGCUCUUCCAAGGUUAGUGCAAUGUGGAUGAGAAAGCUCCUAUAUAUGUUGGUCUUGGGUGGGAUUGCCUUAUCGAUCUGGUUACUUUGGUCCAUGAGCAAGAAUGUUGUUUUAAGGAGGAGAGAGACACUUGCCAACAUGUGUGAUGAGCGAGCUCGCAUGUUGCAAGAUCAGUUCAAUGUGAGCAUGAACCAUGUCCAUGCCUUGGCCAUUCUUGUUUCGACUUUUCAUCAUGGGAAAAAACCUUCUGCUAUUGACCAGAAAACAUUUGCCGAAUAUGCAGAGAGAACAGCUUUUGAAAGGCCACUCACUAGUGGUGUUGCCUAUGCUUUGAAAGUACUGCAUUCAGAAAGGGAGCAGUUUGAGAAGCAACAUGGAUGGACGAUAAAGAAAAUGGAGAUAGUGGAUCAGUCACCAGUUGAAGAUUACAUCCCUGCGAAGCUGGACCCAUCUCCCAUUCAAGAUGAAUAUGCACCAGUUAUUUUCUCCCAAGAAACAGUCUCCCAUAUCAUUUCUAUAGAUAUGAUGUCUGGGAAGGAAGACCGUGAUAACAUACUGCGAGCUAGGGCCUCUGGAAAAGGAGUUUUGACUUCUCCCUUCAAGCUGCUGAAAUCCAAUCACCUUGGUGUGGUUCUCACAUUUGCCGUGUAUAACACUGACCUCCCCCCAGCUGCUACACCUAGGCAACGUAUUGAAGCAACUGAGGGGUAUUUGGGUGCGUCUUAUGAUGUCCCAUCAUUAGUGGAAAAGCUGCUCCACCAGCUUGCCAGCAAACAAACAAUUGUUGUCAAUGUAUAUGAUACAACUAAUGUUACUGCUCCCAUAAAAAUGUAUGGUCCUACCGUGGCCAAUGUAGGGAUGGUGCAUAUUAGCAAUGUUGAUUUUGGAGAUCCAUUACGGAGACAUGAGAUGCAUUGCAGAUUCAAGGAGAAACCUCCACUACCUUGGAUGGCAAUAACAUCAUCAGUUGGAGCACUAGUUAUCACAUUGCUAGUGGGCUAUAUCUUUUAUGCAGCAAUAAACCGAAUUGAAAAAGUGGAGGAUGAUUAUAAUGAGAUGAUGAAGCUCAAAGUUCAAGCUGAAGCUGCUGAUGUUGCAAAAUCCCAGUUCCUAGCAACCGUUUCCCAUGAGAUCAGGACUCCAAUGAAUGGUGUAUUGGGUAUGCUGCAGAUGUUGAUGGACACCGAACUUGAUGAAACUCAACAGGAUUAUGCACUGACUGCUCAUGCCAGUGGGAAAGAUCUAAUAUCUCUAAUUAAUGAGGUCCUUGACCAGGCUAAGAUAGAAUCGGGCAGGCUUGAGCUUGAGGCUGUCUCAUUUGAUCUACAUGCUGUACUUGAUAAUGUGUUGUCACUUUCCUGUGGCAAAGCACAUAAAAAAGGCAUUGAGUUUGCUGUUUAUAUCUCUGGUCGGGUACCUGAAAUAGUCAUGGGGGAUCCUGGACGCUUCCGGCAGAUAAUCACAAAUCUAGUUGGAAACUCAAUUAAGUUCACAGAGCGAGGGCAUAUACUUGUCACAGUCCAUCUAACUGAUGAACUGAGGGAGGACCGGCCAGAAGAUAUGGAUGAGGUGCUGAAAGAACACAAGGAGAUAGUUCAGAAUGGAAAAGACACAUCUUAUAAUACAUUGAGUGGGUAUCCAGUGGUGGACAGGUGGAAGAGCUGGGAGAAUUUCAGAUCACUAAACGGGACAGAAGCUAGCGAUAUCAUGAGGUUACUGGUCACAGUUGAGGAUACAGGUGUGGGAAUACCUUACGAUGCACAGAGUCGCAUCUUCCAGCCUUUUAUGCAGGCCGACAGUUCCACUUCUCGUACAUAUGGUGGGACUGGUAUUGGCUUGAGCAUUAGCAAGUGUUUGGUAGAGCUCAUGCAUGGUGAGAUUGGAGUAGUGAGUGAACCUGGGAUUGGCAGUACCUUCACAUUUACGGCAGCUUUGGCAAAAGGACAAUUGAAUGCUCUUGAUAUGAAGUGGUAUCAGUUCAAGUCUACAGUCACAGAGUUCCAGGGAUUGCGAGCAUUGGUGGUUGAUGGGAGGAGUAUCCGUGCCAAAAUUACAAGUUACCAUCUCCAAAGACUAGGAAUAUCAGUGGAGACUACCUUCAGUCUGAAAACGGCGUUUUCUUAUACAUCGAACAAUUGCAAUGCCGGUUUGAUGACACAUUUCGACAUGGUUCUUGUUGAAGAAGAUGCUUGGAGUAAGGAAACAAGUCUUGCACUUCCUUGUCUGAUUAAUGAACUCAGACAAAAUGGGAGAGACAGGCACCCUGAAGAUUGUCCAAAAAUAUUGCUCCUCGCUUCUUCAAACACCACUGAGCUUGACCAGUUCAAAUCAACUAUUGAUGGUGUAAUUAAGAAACCUCUCUGCUUAAGUUUGAUGACCAAAAGUUUUCAGCAAGCCCUUGGCAUAGGGGACUGGAGGCAACGGGAUAGAAGCCUUCGAAGCUUACUAAAUGGAAAGCAAAUAUUGGUUGUGGAUGACAAUGCUGUUAACCGCAAGGUGGCUGCAGGUACACUAAAGAAGUAUGGAGCAAUUGUCACAUGUGUUGAGAGUGGGAAGGCUGCCCUAGGGAUGCUCCAGCCACCUCACAAGUUUGACGCUUGCUUUAUGGAUCUCCAGAUGCCAGAGAUGGAUGGGUUUGAGGCCACAAGAGAAGUUCGCUCUAUGGAGAACAAGGUCAAUGAACAGAUUAGAUCACAGGUUGAAUCAGUUGGGAUGUUAGAGAAUGUGGUGCACUGGCACACUCCAAUACUUGCUAUGACAGCUGAUGUGAUUCAAGCAACACAGGAAGAGUACAUGAAAUGUGGGAUGGAUGGUUAUGUCUCAAAGCCGUUUGAGGAAGAACAGCUCUACUCUGCAGUGGCACCCUUCUUUGGUUCUGGUUAGAGUGCAUGAAAUGUGGGAUGGAUGGUUGUGUCAAAGCUGUUUGAAGAACAGCUCUACUAUGCAGCAGCAACCUUCUUUGGUAAUGGUUGAUCUAGGGGGAGUAAAGUGGUAGCAGCUGUUCUAUUGGUGGUCAGCCCCGAUAUGUCAGAAGAACGUUGAAAGUGAUCUGGGUAUUGGUGAUAACUCUUCUUGCAACCAGUGGCAUCUGACAUCACCAAUCUUCUGGGCUUCUCUGCUUGGGGAUGCUGGGACAGCAGCUGUUACUGCAAUGUUCAAUGGUUUUGAAGAGGUGCCUGGCUGCUCGGAACAAUGUUCAAUGGGUAGCUGGAAGCCUUUUAUGAUGCCUCCCUAACUUAGUAUAUGAUUACUUCAGAGAAGAAUUAUAUAGAAAAAUUGAGUAUGUCAGGUAUGGCUUGAAAGAUUUCUUGUUGCAAGUUGAUCCUGAUUGUUAUGUGCUCUAAUGUGGCAUUCAGAUAAUAAGGUGGGAGCUCAAAGCUAUGCUGCCGAUCUCUUUGUGACAUAUACAGAAUAAGGUGCGAGUUGUAGUUUUUGUAAAAGGUUUACAGGAACUGUAUUGUACAUAUAAUUCUUUUAGAAUGAAUAAGAAGAGCCCUCCUCUAUUCAAAUA